This is a messenger RNA of Drosophila subpulchrella, 383 nucleotides long. RefSeq lists its product as uncharacterized. The record is from RefSeq and is a predicted model, not a curated record. The transcript has a single exon. The coding region runs from base 84 to 362 and encodes 92 amino acids. Lineage: Eukaryota; Metazoa; Arthropoda; Insecta; Diptera; Drosophilidae.
UUAAAAUCACUUUGAAAUCCGGAUUGGGCAUGAUUUUUCGUUAGAAGUUCAAAAAAAUAAAAAUAAAAAACCCUUUCACCACAAUGGAGCAGAUGCAGGAUGUGAAUCAGGAUCGCGGCGAGGAGGCCUCGGGCAGCAAGGACCUCGAGCUGGAGGAGAAUGACGGGAACUUGAGCCGGAACUCCAGCCUGACCACCGUGUGCAGUACUUUCCCAUUGACCUCGAGGAUCGACAGCUAUCACCGCUGGCAGUCGAUGGACAAGGAGGAGGAUGUCAUGGGCUGCGAAUUGCAAAUCGAGAGUGAGCGAAAGGUCCAGCUGGCCAUGUCCAUGCCGCUCGCCAUUGACGCCAUACGUCCUUGAGGCUAAAUCUAAUAAAUUCCA